Malania oleifera is the source of this 549-nucleotide messenger RNA. RefSeq lists its product as uncharacterized. Bases 1 to 549 code for a protein of 182 amino acids. The record is from RefSeq and is a predicted model, not a curated record. The transcript is spliced from 4 exons. NCBI's taxonomy places the organism in Eukaryota, Viridiplantae, Streptophyta, Magnoliopsida, Santalales, Ximeniaceae.
AUGAUAGUUGAAGAGGAAGGUCCUGUUUUGAAGAUUCAGGAUCAGAGGGUAGAGGAGAAGAAGGAUGGAAACGUGAGUGGUCCGUCAAAUGGGAUUAAGAUAAAUAAAGAAAUUGUGAAUGAGAGGAAGGUGGGAAGAUUUGGCUGUUCCUGGAAAGAUGAUGUCCAAGUGGAUUGGAUGUUUGACCCAGCUACCCUUGAAAUCCAGUACACACAACCGCAGCAUAUCCUCCAAAAUAUGAAUGGUCCUCUCCGACUGACCGUCGAUUUACGGGUGAAAAGCAGUACUGAAAAUAUAGCAUUCACAAUUAACAAGCUGGCUCAGUUUCUUCACAAGCCCACAAUCCUCCAUUGGCAGUCAACCAAGCACUUGCUGCGCUACCUCAAGCACACCGUGGAUUUUGGUCUCCAAUUUCACAAGUUGCCCUCCCUUUCACUACAAGCCUACUCCGAUGCAGAUUGGGCUGGAAGUAGGGAUGAUCGAUGCUCCACAGGUGGCUACUAUGUUUUUCUUGCGGGCAAUCUAAUUUCUUGGAGUUGUAAGAAGUAA